This is a messenger RNA of Penicillium salamii, 3819 nucleotides long. The record is from the annotation of a GenBank genome assembly. Lineage: Eukaryota; Fungi; Ascomycota; Eurotiomycetes; Eurotiales; Aspergillaceae.
AUGAACAGCUGGUUGGGGUCAAAUCAUGCAGACGAGCAGCCGGUGAACCACUACCCCGGCUGGUCGAUAGCCGCAAGUCCGAGCAAUCAACCAUCGCCGAGUCGUCGAGAGCAUGCUGUGCAGCCUCCUUUGUUGACGACAGCACUGAGCGGUUCGCAGUAUCAGGGUCUCGGGGCAGGCCUGGGUCUGACACCGACCCCAUUGUCCUCGACCUCACUUUCAAGUCCAUUUACGCACGGUCAAUCGCCCUGCGUUCCGACCCCAACAAACGGCAGAUCGGUCUCUUCGUCCUCCAUGGCUUCGAGAAAUGCUUAUAAUGUUCCCUAUAAUCCCCAGGAUUGGGGGCCUCCGGGCAGGUCCCAGGCACAGGGCUAUGCUCCCCCAGCUCCUAUGCAUCGAACGCAGAGAAAUGAUCCAGAUGCGUCGCUUUCACCACCUCCUCCACCGUAUUCGCCGCCUAACAAUCCGAAUCGGAUGACCCAAACAUUCCCUGGACAAGGCAGCUCCAACUUCAUGGAGACACCUUCUCCGCCCAAUCACAGAGAAAGCGAAUAUGAUAUGCCCGCUCAAUAUCAAAGACGCUCAAACCGCCCGAGGCCACUAUCAAUGGUUUAUUCGUCUGACUCGGGGUCUCAUCACCAAUCACUACCUCCACCACCUCCACCUCAGGGACCUGCAAAUAGAUCAGUAUCCCAAAGCCGAGUAGAAUAUCAAGGCACGCCUUAUGGUGAUCAGACUGCAAAUUAUAACACUCCGCCCAGCCAUCGACUGAGGCCACACCAGGCUCAGAUUCAGUCUGGGUUUCCUCAAACACCUGCUCACCUGGAGACUCCAUCUCGGCCUCCUGCAUCGCGAAGAGCGGCAUCGGCUGGGGCCGUGGUAAGCAGUGCAGGAUCAUCAAGAGCUGCAAGUCAAUCGCGAAAUCGAUCCCCAUCUAACAGUAACUGGGAACCCGGGAUGCCACUUCCACCGCCGCCUCCAGGGCCUCCUCCCACGACGAGAUCUGUUAGCGUGAGCGGCUCGUCGGAGUCAUCAAUGAGGACUCCUCAAGGAUCCAGUACGCACGACUCAGGCCGGACCUCGAGAAGAGCGCCCCCAGUCCUUGGAACAGGAUUGGGGAGCAUUCCGCCUACACCUGCGGAUUGGAUAGAUGAGGCAUAUCUGAACAACCGGCCUACGGAAGAACUAUAUGUUGACACAGCCAAGGCAGCCAAACACACAGAAAGUACAGAUCCCCACGACCCCUCUCACCAGAAAACUCCCGGCAGCGGCGGUCUUUUCCGUAGUUCGGCAGUCCGCGAUCCCAGUGCCAAGGGUAUCCGCGAAAGGCGCAUCGAACGACGCAACCGACAAAGCCAGGUCUUCGAACCUCCCAGUGCGAUAUCUCAAAAUGGGAAUCCCUGGGCAGACGCUCUGGAACAGAUCAAGCCCUCAAACCUCAUCCUGCCAGAGCAAAGCAGCAGUCCAGAUCAAAUCCGACAUCCAUCUUCAGCCAAGUACACUCCCACUCCUCGCAGCACCCGGAGUGUUGCAUCAGAGGGACAGCCUGCUCCCUCGCGAUCACGCGCAUCCUCUGGUGGCCUCUUUUCAGAACAAUCACCCUACGGAACUCCGAAGCAACAACCAAGCUCUGCCGGCCCCUCUGCUGCGUUCGCACAUACACCUCCCUUCUCACCGGGUGGAGUGGGCUCUGCGGGAUAUCCCAAGGAGGCCAGUCAAGCAGUUCCACCCAAGGCGCUGCCUACCCCACCUCUUAAUUCGGCAAAGGAUGCCCGGCCGCGAUCCCGCGCUCCCUCUCGGGGAGCAGAGAGUCGCCCAAUCUCUCACAUUCUCCAUAUGCCCAAUGACACUGUGUCGAUGAUGAAGCCAUUGUCGCCCCGACGAACACCGAGUCAGUCACCACAGGCUUCUAUGGAAUCCGUGAUGAGACAAGACUCCACUUUCCUGCAGGAUGCUGUUCAAAGACACAAAGCUUUCGUUGAGAAAGAAGCUUCUGCAGCGGAUGAGACCGAGGCACUCAAGACGUUCGCGGACUACAUUCUUGCCGAGGCUCAAAUUCGACGCCAACGGUACUCCAAAGCAUGGGAUUCCUUCCAGGUGGAGGACGUCCGUCGCAACCUCUUCGAGCUACCUGUCACCAAGACAGGCCCAGGCCUGCCAAAGCUGGACAUACCGCAAAAUCGAGCAAACCGGCCCGAAACUGCAUGGUGGAAUAACUACCAACCCUGUCUCUCGCCAAUUGCCAGCCUCAACAUGAGCAAUGACGAAAUGAGCUCUCGUGGCCGUGCCCCGAGUCGCUGGUGGGAAUCCAAAACUGGUUCAAGUAGCGAUGGAGCUGGGAGACGAGUCCAGAGAUCAAAGCGGGAAUCAAAGUAUAUGGGAUUGCCUCCACUGCAGUGGGAUCAGGAGUUGACGCCUCAGCAAGAUGUGAGUAUGAACUAUGGCCCUCAUGAAUAUCCCCCAGAGAAAGUAGGUUGGCACGAAGACUCUCCUGCAAACUCUACUGGCACUGGGUAUCGAUACCCAGGGAGUCGUAGCUUGGAUAUCUCUCGUUUGAUCACCAUGCCCCCGCCUUAUCCUCGCCACCACCCGGCUGUGAAUAACAGCCAUCCUGACCUGGUUACUCACCGGACUACCGUCCGGUCAAUUACGGACCUCACCGAGGUCAAAACCACCAGACAUCGGUACAAAUCCGAUAUGGAACGGAUGUUACAAGAGCACCAGCAGCAGAUUGACGAGGGUCGUCGGCAUUUCAAAGCCAAUAUCCAAAGCCAGAUACAGGAAGGAAGUCUCACCUUUGCAGAAGCUGCCGAAGCAGAGGCGGCGAUGAUCGUUGAAGAGAACGAAUUGGAGAGACAAAUGAUCAAGCGCCAGCUCGACACGUAUCAAGAGAUCGUGCUCAAGCCCAUGAACGCCAUUCUGGUCGACAGAAUCAGCAGGGCAACCAGCUGCAUCGACGAGCUGAGCAGCAUUCUCUCCGAUGACGCACAACGCGGCACCCCUGACGAAACUCAAGAAGAAGGCGAUGAGAAACCAGAGUUAUUGGAGAAACUCACACAGCUUAAAUGGCUCUUCGAAGCCCGUGAGCAACUCCACCGCGAAUCCUUCGAUCUUGUCAGUGACCGCGACGACAAAUACAAAGCCGUGGCGCUGCUGCCUUACAAACAAACCAAGAACGAAGAUAAGCUUCGUGAAACACAGGCUUUCUUCUCGCAGGACGCCUUGGACCGCCGCGUGCAGUUCGAAAAUGAAGCCCUGACUCGACUCGAGUCGUUCCUGUAUGUCAUUGAGCAGAAUGUCGUCCGGGGUGUCGAGGUCCAACUAUCAGCUUUCUGGGAUAUUGCGCCGUCUCUCCUUGCACUCGUGCAACAAGUCCCUGAAAACCUCCAGGGCUUCCAGGUUCAGAUCCCGUCGGACGAAUAUGACGAAAAUCCCAGCUAUCACGCCCACCCCCUGCAGUAUCUCUAUACGCUGCUUUCUCACGCAGAGAAAUCCAGCUACCAGUUCAUCGAGUCGCAGACGAAUCUUCUUUGUCUGCUGCAUGAAGUACGAUCUGCUGUCAUGCGGGCGAAUCGGGUUCUCGUGGAAGCUGAGCGCAUUAAGUGCGGAGAGACGGAGGAGAACGUCCGUCGUGAGAUGAUGGAGACUCGUGCUGAUGAAGAGCUGGCUCUUACUACUGAUCUCAAAGAGAAGGUUGCUACUGUUGAAGGGCAAUGGACUGAGGCAUUGGGGAGCCAGAUUGAGGAACUGCGAGAGCGGGUGAAGGAGCAACUUGUCAGAGAGGAUGGAUGGGAAGAUUUGGAGCAAUUGGAGGAGUAG